AAACUCAUUAUUUUUGAGGUUAAAUUAAUAUAGUUCUUCACAUUUUCACCAUUGUAGUUCUUCCCAAAUUGAAGAAGCAAUGUCAUUGAUGAGAUCAAGGUACGCCCUCUCUCUUCCUUCUGCCAACUUGUUCCUUAUUCGAUUCUUCUCUCGCAAUCACAAUCUUGUUGCUGUCGAUGACGCUGUUUCCUCAUUCAACCGCAUGCUCAAUACGAACCCUACCCCUCCCAUCUUCAAAUUCGGUAAGAUUUUAGGUUCCCUUGUUACGAUCCAACAUUACUCAACUGCUAUUUCCCUUUUUCAACAAAUGGAACUUCGACGAAUUCCCACCGACAUUGUUAAUUUGAACAUCUUGAUUAACUGUUUCUGCCACCUUCAUCAACUCAAUUUUGCAUUUUCCGUAUUCGCCAAGAUUCUCAAGCUAGGUUUUCACCCUGAUACAAUAACAAUGAAUACACUUAUCAGAGGUCUCUGUAACAGUGGCAAGAUUAACCAAGCACUUCACUUUUACGACGAUGUUAUAGCUAACGAGUUUCAACUUAAUCACGUUAGUUAUGGGACGUUGAUCGACGGUUUAUGUAAAAUAGGAGAAACAAAAGCUGCUUUGCAGGUUCUUAAAAAGAUUGAAGGGUCCUCGGUUAAGCCUGACGUGGUAAUGUACAACAUGAUCAUUGAUAGUUUGGGAAAGGAUAAACUUGUGAAUGAUGCUUUUGAUUUAUAUCUUGAAAUGAUUGUCAAAGGAAUUUCUCCUAAUGUCAUCACUUAUAGUACUUUAAUGAAUAGCCUUUGCAAUGUCGGUCAAUUGAAAGAAGCUGUUGGUUUGUUAAAUCAAAUGUCCUUGAGAAAUAUCAGCCCGGAUGUUUGUACUUUCAAUACAUUGAUUGAUGGUUUUUGUAAGGUAGGAGAGGUGGAGAAAGCUAGAAGUGUGUUGGCUGUUAUGAUAAAACAAGGCGUGAAACCUAAUGUUAUAACUUAUAAUUCUUUGAUGGAUGGAUAUUUCUUGGUUAAAGAAGUGAACAAGGCUAAACACGCAUUCGACUCUUUUGUUCGAAGAGGAGUGGAACCUAAUAUUCGGAGCUACAAUGUCAUGAUAGACGGAUUAUGUAAGAGUGGAAUGGUGGAUGAAGCUGUGAAUCUCUUCAAAGAACUGCAGUUGAAAAACAUGGCUCCUGAUACUAUAACAUACAAUUCGCUUAUUGAUGGACUUUGCAAAUCGGGGAGACUUUGUGAUGGUUGGGAUCUGAUUGAUGAGAUGCAUGAUAGAGGUCAACCUGCUGGGGUGAUCACGUACAGUAUCUUAUUAGAUGCUCUGUGCAAAAGCCAUAAACUUGACAUGGCAAUAGCAUUAUUUACAAAGUUCAAACACAAGGGAAUUAUGCCAAAUGUGUACACAUACACAAUAUUAGUUGACGGUUUGUGCAAAUGUGGAAGACUUAAGGAUGCACAAGAGGUUUUUAGGAUACUUCUAUCUAAUGGCUAUCAUUUAGAUGUUAGGUCCUACAAUGCAAUGAUUACUGGAUUUUGUAAAGAGGGCUUGAUUGAUGAAGCAUUGACCUUACUGUCAGAAAUGGAAGACAACGGUUGCAGUCCGAAUGUUGUAACUUAUGAAAUUAUUAUUCGUGCUUUGUUCAAAAGCGAAAAGAAUGAUAUGGCUGUGAAACUUCUUCGGGAAAUGAUUGAUAAAGGUCUAAUGUAAGAGUUAAAUUAGUGCAGUCAAUAUCAAAAUUCUUCCAUCAGUUCUAAGCCUACCAAAGAUUGAAGAGAAAGUUUCUGAACUCAUUAAACAGUUUUCCAAUAAACGAAAGAUGAUAUUGUUACUUGUGGUGAGUCUUACAUAGGCAAUCCAGCAAGAUGAAAUGGAGGUGACAGGGAAGCUGAUUAAUGAAAUAUUUGGAAAGGCUGGUUAUGAACCUGUUAUUCCCAUUAAGAUUUUUAUGAGAGUUGCCUAUUAUGCCGUUGUUUAGUGACUGCAGUUAGAGAUGGAUUGAUCUAAUACGUUAUGUUCUUGCUUUGUAUGUAUUUUCUGUGCUUACUUAUAGGUAAACAGGUGACUAAUUUUUCCCCCCUGCAGUGUUGCUUUGUUUCCAAAUUCUUGUUCUUGAGAUCAUUUAUUAAGAGUUUCAUGCAUAAAGUUGUUUAGCCGAGAACAUCUUUACCGAUGGAAUAUUUGUGGUUGCUUUCUAUCAUAUUCAACAUCUUUUGAAUUUCAUUUAGUGCAAUAAUAUAUUGGCUUUCUCAUUAUGGAAGUCUUUCAUUACAGUUUUCUUUUGGUGCAUUUGAAUGGGACCAUGAAUCAUGAUGCUCUUAUUUGGAAAUAUUCUUCUAGCUUGAAAUAGGAAAUAUUUGGAAUCAUGAUGCUAUAAUGAAUGAGAUUAUCAAUACCAUGGCAACUUUAAUUUGCUGUUUCUAUUCAAUAGAUGUUGUGAUCUGGACAUAUUUUUUGGGUGUUAGCAUAUAUACUAAUACUAUCCUAUAGUCUUUAUAUUCUCUUACUCUUUCAAUUAAACUCAUCACGCUGUCAUGCUACGGGGGAGGAUAAGAGAAGGAGCAGCCAUGGUCGCAUCUGGAACAAAUUUGAUCAGGAUGUGUAAGAGCUGAGAAGAAUAAAGGUUGCAACAAGUAAGACAUGUGCUCUCCCUCUCCUGCUCUCUCAUUAAACAAAAACCCUCUCGGUCAUGUGAAUACUCUUCUGCACAUUAAAUACAACUCACCUACUCAUGUGUCUUAGCAUGAGGCUCCCUAUCCACAUAUGCCAUAGCAAUCAAGCUGUUCAUGAAAUUGGUUGGAAUCAAAUAUAUAUGUAUGCCCUUCUCCUAGCUUUAAAUGUUCAUCAACUCAUAUUUAUAAACUCCAAUUUCAUCUUAUACUUUCAACACCACCAUGUCAAUAUCACUCCUUUUCCUCUAUAUUCUCUUCUUCCCUUCCUACACGAGUCUCCCUGAUCCAAUUCUCCCAACAUCCAACAGCAUUAACAAUCCCUUCAUUCCAAGAACAAUCUUAUGUUAAAGGCUGUUCUUUAUCUCUCUCAAAUGAACUUUUUAAUGGCAUAAAAAGUGAAUGUAGUUCAUCAAAACACAGUAAACUCGACCGUAGCUGAUGUUGUCCCGUUCUUGCAGCAUGGUUGUACUCUUUCUACUCUGCCAGUGCUCUUAGAAACCACUCACCAUCAUCAUCGUUGUCGUCAUCGUCAUCGUCAUUUGACAUGCCUUUGGUGCCUGAUGAUUCAGAAACAUGUGUGGAUGGUUUGGAAAAGGCUUUGAAAGUUAGAGGAAUCAAGAUUGUAAAUCCAAAUGCGAGUUGUGAUUUGGUGUAUUGUUAUUGUGGAAUUAGGCUGCAUCCUUUUAACUGUCCUGAUUCAUUUUCUGUAACCAAAAGUGGUGAACUUGUUGGAGAUGAAAGUGUUAGAAAGUUGGAGAAGAGUUGUUUGAGUGGCGACAAACAUGUCAAUGGUUUUCAAGGUCUUGGAGGGUGUUCUAUGUGCUUGAAUAGUCUCUACUUGCUUAACAAAAAGACUUCAAAUUCAAGCAAAGAACAAGACAGAACCGCAAAGAUUCACAACAAAGAUUGUGAGCUAAUGGGCUUGACAUGGCUUCUGUCGAAGAAUCAGACGACUUAUGUUCACACGGUUACAGAUGUUCUUCGAGCUUUAUUGUUGAAUAAUGAUGGAUCUAAGCCACAAUCAUGCACUCUUAAUAGUGAUGGAAUGCCUCUAGCUGUUUAUUCAUCUGAAAUCAUAAAUGAGCAUUCUUCUUCAACCAACCUCCAACCACCUAUGUUUUUUUCUUUGUUAUUAGUACUAUGUGUGCAUGUUUUUGUGCUAUUCUCUUAACUAAAACCUUAAUCAUGGUUGGUAACUAUGUGUUGAUAGGGACAAGUACAUUUCAGAGACAAUUAUGUGUUUAGUUUAAUACAAUGAGUUCAAGAAAUAUGAAACAAAAGAAGGGUGAUAGUGUGAAUCCUAUAACCCUUGAAACUAUGAGCUAUGAUGAAUUUGACAAGUUUAGAAAGAAAUACUUGGUUAAUUACUAUCUAUCCCUUUAACACUUUUGGGCGUAAGGAACCUAAAACUCUUGAAACUAUGAGCUAUGACGAAUUUGACAAGUUUAGGAAGGAAUACUUGGUUGCUUACUAUCCAUUCAACACCUUUGGGCGUAAGGAAGAGAAACAAAAUGUGAAGAUGAAGAAAAAUAAGAAAGAGGAGGCCAAAGUUAUCAAAAUUCAAAGAUAAUCAAAAGUUAACAAAUGAAUCCAAGAAGAAUGUUUUAUGAAUGGGUUGGUAGAGUUUUUAAGAAGAUUGUCCUCAAAUGUUCGUCAUCAACUCAGAAAAUCAUGGUCACAACUCUGCUUUAUUAAUUUCGAAUUUGUUUUGGAUUUUUUCUGCUAUGAUAGUUAAGUUAAUUUUGUUUUGUUUUUUAGGAUGUUAUGUUCGCCUAGUCAAUUUCAAACAAAUUUAUAUUAUGAUUCCAAUUCUUAUAUGCUAAAUUGUACCUCAUAUGUUCUAUAG
This is a messenger RNA of Vicia villosa (hairy vetch), 4504 nucleotides long. RefSeq names its product pentatricopeptide repeat-containing protein At1g62930, chloroplastic-like. Gene Ontology annotation, molecular function: protein binding. Bases 80 to 1696 code for a protein of 538 amino acids. Lineage: Eukaryota; Viridiplantae; Streptophyta; Magnoliopsida; Fabales; Fabaceae. The record is from RefSeq and is a predicted model, not a curated record. The transcript has 4 exons.